GCGACCUAGAGGAGAAUGAGUCAGUCAAGCAGUUCGGGUGGGACGGGGGGAGUGGGUGGAAGAAGUGGGCAACCACCCACCCCAGUGAGAGCCCAUCCCAUGCUUGGAAAAACGUGCUACAAAUGUGGAGAGGCAGAUCACUUCGCUAGCGUGUGUGAGGAGUAUCACGAUGCAAAAACUCGUGGAGUGAGCUUUGUACCACCACCUCCAAGACCGCGACAAGGACAAGCGAUGACGACUCAAGAGGAGCACCCACGAAGCCUAUUAGCCGAUAGCCUGACAAAUCGUGGCGGGCCAACCUACACAGAUAAGCUAAUGCGCAAAUAUUUUCUGGAGUUGGCGGAGGAGAGACGAGCUAGGAAGGAACAAGAGGUUAGGGAACAGCAAGAGAGGAAGGCGGAGGAGUUGCGCCUGAAGCGGGAGAAAAAGAGGUUGGAACGGCUGGAAGAACGAAAGAGAUAUGAAGACGAGCGUGAUGCGAGACUUUUGCGGCUUGUACGUGUGGAGUGCGGAAGUAACGAGAGACCUGGAAGUGCGAAACGGGAGAAGAAGGUGAGAGUGAAUGAUAGGGGAGAAACGGUGGAAGAAGAUAAAGAGAGGCUGAGCAGAGAGAUCGCUAUGCAACCGAGUUCAGAUGAGGAAGAAGACACUGAGCUCAUAUUAUUACGAAGACGCGCGGCAAGGAUAAACAUCAAUGAUAAACGGAGACGGGACCUAGAGAAACAGACGGCAGAGAGUCCGCCGUUGACUACAGAAACAAAAGGACAAAGGACGAGGUUUAUGGCGGAUGCGAGGGGUCUGAGGCCGGUGUUGGGAAUGGAGGUGAUAUCCAGGAUCGAGGAGAUUAGGAGCUGUGAAGCGGGUAAGACAGCAUCAGCAUCGAAGAUCUUAGCACCAGUUGGAAAACUGGCACUAAGUAUGAAGCACGUGUUUGCUGGUUGUGGACCGGGAGAUCGCGAGAAGUAUGAAGUUGAAUAUCGCGAUCUACUCGAAGCACUGACGAUAGAUGAUCUGAAAGAAGUUUGCAGAAAUGAGAAGAUUAGCUACGUGAAGAGGGAUAUUGCCAUCAAGCGGCUGGUGACCAGGAGACUAUUGAAGGCUUACGAUCCUAUCAACGUCCCUUUGCCUCAAUCUCCGAAGGAAGCUAUGAAAAUACCGGGAUCGGCAAGAUCGAUACGACCGAAGCCAACCACUGAACCGACUGAAGAGGAAAGCGUGUACCGCACUCAAGGACUGGAGACAGAUGUGCUCUAUAAUUGUCUCACGGAUCCUUCUCGAGGGAGUGAUUCCUCGAGCAACGCCGAGGUGGUGGAUGAAGCACAGGACAGGGAGCAGGACAAGGAGUUGUUUAAUGGUCAACCCACUAACAGUACGGCUAUUGUCCCUGCACAUACUCCUCUUCUCACCCUACCUCCGAGUAAUAAUUCCAAUAUAGGAACCGUAGUCCCUUCUUUUUCUGGGUACUCGGGGGGUAAUGGUUGGUUUGGGAAACGAGUCAGCACAUUAGAAGACAAGGUGGCUAGGAUUUGUGAGAAGCACGAGGCGGAUGAAGCGAAGGAAAAAGCAGCCCGUGAGGAGGAAGAACGGAAGAAACGGGAGCGAGAAGAAGAAGAUAGGAGGCAACGUGAAAAGAAAGAUCGAGAAGAUUUCCAGUCGCAGAUGAAGCAAGAGCUAAAUGAGAACCUGGAUAAGGUGUACAAGGCUAUUGAUGGAAAGAGGAAUGGUGAUAGUGAGGAGGUGGCGAAGCUGAAAGCUACUAUCAAUGACCUGCAACGAAGGAUGAACGGUGUUAGUGCAUCAACGGAGGUCACCAAGCCUGUUUCGGAGGCAGAAGAAUUGGCACGAUUAAGACGAGAACAAGUGGAGAUAAAGACAGCGUCAGAUAAAAGACAGUCGGCUCUUAAGGAUGUUGUGCUGGCCCUGCAGAGACAGUGUGAGGAGGCGGAAGUGAACGCUGAAGCUUGGAAAAAUGAACCGCUUCGACCCGGUAAUAAAUGGGAAAGCCUUGCUCUUGGACCUACACCGACAACUCAAGUGCGGUUUUGGGCGCGUACGACACAUGUUGAAACUCCGAAGAGACAAGUGGAGGUUGAUCUGAAAGGUAUUGUCGAGCGACAUCAAAUGGAGGUGAAAGCUUUGCAAGAUUUGCCGAUCAAGGAAAUGAAGGCGCGUAGGGAUUCGGAGGAUGAAGUACUAAGGCUCAAAGACGAGUUGGCCAAGUUGGCAAUGGAAAAGAGAACGGGUGCACGGGGAACUAACUUGAAAUCGAGAUUGGAUGAAGUCGCUGUUAGGAAAGAAAAAGGCGUGGUUGAAGAUGAAGUAGGUCCUUCGAACCGCAAAUCCAAGGUUAUGACUGCACCAAGUUAUGUGGCACGAACGGUUGAUAGAGAUACUUUUGUUCGAGAAAAUCGGAGGCAACUUCGAGGGAAAAAAAAAAAAGAAGUUAUUACUAUCUAUGAGAAAGAAGGUGUACCCUACACCACUCUGGAACUGACCAAAGAAGUGAUCGUGCAGGAGCGAGCUGCUCAGGCCUUUGAGAACGAGGAUGGUAAGAAAGACAAUGGUAAGAACGUUGUUGUGAUUGAAGUGUCCGGAGAAGGGGAUGAGUCAUCGGACAAAGAUGACGGGCAAGACUCUGAUGUUUCUUAGGGUCUUGCCCGAACACGGCUUUCUUAUAGG
This is a messenger RNA of Chara braunii, 2679 nucleotides long. NCBI's taxonomy places the organism in Eukaryota, Viridiplantae, Streptophyta, Charophyceae, Charales, Characeae. The record is from the annotation of a GenBank genome assembly.